Messenger RNA from Colletotrichum scovillei, 6103 nucleotides. RefSeq lists its product as uncharacterized. NCBI's taxonomy places the organism in Eukaryota, Fungi, Ascomycota, Sordariomycetes, Glomerellales, Glomerellaceae. The record is from RefSeq and is a predicted model, not a curated record. The coding region runs from base 2639 to 5572 and encodes 977 amino acids. The transcript has 3 exons.
GCUGUAAUGAACAUCCCGUCACCAAGGACCAUCGACUGGGUUACAAGUCACCACCACAAGUCGGUAAAAUGGAGGGGGGCACGCGGGGCCGCACACGGCGCGGUACCAUCCAAUGAAGCACCGGCCGGGAAGGGUACUUUGAAGUUUGGCGUUCGCUAGCCCGGGACAGCACCUCACUUGCUCCCCGGGCCCUGGACCCCUCCAAGAGAUGUCCUAGUGUCGGCUUGCACGCUGUGUGAGAUGUUCGUUGGCUUGGGGGUGUUAUUCGCCGAGGGUACUUGGACUGAAGUGCUGCACUGCGGUGCCUGCAUGUUGCCUCCCGCGUCCUGCAUGCUGCGGCCUAGGUUCAGGCUCAGCGGUUCGCACUCUCUUAGCACAUCCAAGCAAAUACUUACGGAUACCUCCUGUGUAAGUAUGGCAAUAGAGAGAGGUCCAUGUCUGAACGUCGUCGGGGAUGAAGCUCGGGAGCAAGCCCCGUCAUUUGGCUGAGGCGUUGGCCCGUCGUCCGAUGGCUGAGACUUCCAUAGGAGCAGUGGCGGACGGACCCCUGGGCGGGGGGACUCGAGGAAGGCUCUAGCUCCUGCUUGACUGAUGUCUUCCCUGGUUGUCUAUUGUCUCUCUGUCCGUCUGGCAGAUGGACAGCCUGCUAAAGUCUGACGACAGUGACUGGCGUUCGAUGUUCCCCGUCCGUGUCUGGGCCCUGGGACAGCGGCCGGGCUGGAUCAUGGAUGUGAGGAGAGGGGAUGUGUGGUGCCAGACGGACGCCCGAUGAGACCCUAUCCCGCCCAAGGUGCAUGGUAAACUUGGCCCCAAAGGCUUGCAUGUAAGGUACCGGGUCCGUUCUUUGGUGAUCUUCCGCGGGACGAGUGGUAAGUGCCGGGUUCUGUGGUUUUCCCAUGUGGAGAUGAUGGAGAGUAGUGUAGCUCCCUCACUUCGUCUGUGAUUCAUCUUGGGGAUUUGCGUUGAAUUCUGUGGUCUCGACUCUUAAGCCCUUGGAUGUUUCUUGUUUUCUCGUUUUGUUUCUUGCUCUCCUCUUUUCUUCUUCUCCCUCUCGUCUGGUUCCUCAGUUUUUGUCGACCACUUGUUUUUUUUGUUGUCAUUUCUUGACUCCAAGGCAGAUUUGCUUUGGUCCUUUUCUUGAGGUCGUUGUUCGUGGGGUCCAGCAACGUUUUGUUUGUGAAUUACCCUUUUCAGCCAGCCAGCCUGUGCUUCCGAUUCUCUCCCCACCACCACGCCCAUCAUCCCGAGUCACGAAACGAGGAACGGCACUUGGCCUCUGCGACGGCCUGGCUUUGGACGUGUUGAUUAGUCCAGAGUUUCUGUUCCCAGAUAUCAUCCGCUGGAAACACAACUAGCAGUUGAUUCGUUGCUUGACGAUAGCUUUGAGCCAGCAUCUUGUUGUCGUUGAUCCCGAGUCCCCGCCGGCAUCGAGGAAAGUAUAUCGGAACUGGGGAGAGAUCUCAUCGGACUCCGCUGCAUUAUACCCGCCCCGCCGAAUUCGAACACGACUUGCGAGCGAGCCGGCAACUUCGCGUUUUUAUUCGAAUCAUAUGCUAUCGACGCUGGCAUCCAUGGAAGACUGAAAGAAAGAAACCUGGAAUUGUUCAUUGUCGUCGAAAAGGAAGCAACAAGAUCCAGGUCCCAGGUCCAGGAUACCGCCAACAUCCAAGUGGUGCACACUCGAGCCCAUUCCCGGUCACAGCGUUCGAAACGAGAAGAGAAAGACGCCUCCACUUCUCUUCCCAGGCGAGCCGAAAGGGAAAACCAAAAGACAAAUUCAUGCGAAAAGAAGAGGUCGAUAAGCAUAUCCAAGGAGAUCCUAUUCGGGAGCAGAUCCGAAACAUCAGACUGAAGUUGUGAAGCGCGGACGACAGCGACGCUGUAAGAGAGGGACAAGGGACGAGAGGCGCGGCGGACUGUCAUUGACUGCUCGGUCUGGUUCCUUUUUCCUGCGUCUGGCGUGUUUCUCAGUGGGAGUUUGUUGAGUCGAGAGAGGUCCGGGAGUCUCUUUUCGGUCGCCGAAGGAAGGGAUAUUUAACAUCUUUGUGUCCAGUUCCCUUGCAAGCCUUUGGAGGUUCUCUUUUGAGAAGGAUUCAGGUGUAAGCAGCAUUCGCUUUGCUUUCCCCCGUCUUUCGAAACGGUGCAACUAAAGCAGCAGUGUCAGCAGCAACAAUAGCAAGCAGCAUCGCCUCGACCACGGACCGCUGCGACAAUCGAGUCGACUGCGAGCACACGACAAAGUCAUCGAGCCGAGGGUGUUUCGCCAACUCUCCAAGCGAAAAGGAAAGAGUUUGGUCCGCGUCGCAUCGCAUUCAAGCCACUUCUUUGCACCGCGAUUGGUGGGGUUGCAAUCUCUUGAGCAGUCUGUGAGUGCUGGGUUCUUGGAAGAGGAUUUGAGAGAGAAAGAAGCGAGUGGAGAGACGGGCGACCCCUGGAGGGAAAUUGCACUUGCGGCGUCUGCGGGUGCUUGAUCGCCGCCGGCUGUCACUUUUGCCUUUCUUAGCACUUAACAGCUGGGUGCUAAGAAAAGCUGACCUAAGAAAGAAGCGUCUUAGGUAAGGAGGCGAGCACCUUCGAAAGGCACCCCAAGCGAGAAAGUACUCUGUAAAAAGAGAGAGAAGCGACAAAAGAGAGAAAGAUGUGGGACGCCUCUUCAGGUGAAGGUCGCGGUGGAGCGGGGGCGGGGCCAACCGCUAUAACGGGCCUGCAAUUAGAGGGCAGGGUGGGUCCGGGGACCGACGCCCUAUCAAGGUCCCGGUCAGGUACCAACGGCGGUGGUGGUGUUGGUGCUAUGAAUGGCGCUGGUGGUGCAAUUGGCCGUCGGACGAACAGCCUGAAAACGACGGGCAGCCCUCAAAAGAAGUUGACGCCGCCGCCGCAGCUACGCGAGAGGAAUCUUCUCAAGUCUGGUUCUGUCACCGUCACUGGCUCUGUCACGCGCGAACGCGACCUGGAAGGACACCAAGGACACCAAGGACACCUUGGAGCUCAUCCCUACCACCGCCAAUCAUCCACUUCAACAUCCCAGCAGCAGCAGCAGCAGCCACAACACCAACACCACACGUCAACUUCCACGACAACAACCACUACACAACAAAUCAGGGUGCAUCUACGAGGAGGAGGAAGCGCCGGCCAACAUCACCAGCAGUACCAACCCGUCCAGCCAUAUCAGUAUCAGGUCCCCGGACAAAGAGGAGGAGGGCCACCACCAGCUCCCACCUCUGGAGCAGCAUCUCGAAGUCGAGACACCAUUGCCAACUACAACAGGCUCCGCCGCGAGACCCAGCACAGCUCCACGAGCACAUUGCACCAUCAGAACUACUGGCCCGAUAACUUUCGCAACCCGCGCGGCGGACUCGGCAUCGAGCACAACAACAACAACAACCCGAGAUCGAAUUCGACAGCGGCGACUCCGAGGAACGACACCCAGCCCCGAACUGCUGGCAUCCAGAAACUUGCCCUCGAAGAGAGUGGUGUUGCUGAAGACACUCUCGACGACCUCCUUCCCCCACGCAACCUCUACAAGAACCACCGCGAUACCUCUGGCGUCUGGCGCCCUGCUUCCUCCAUCUACUCCGACGGCGACAACUACACCUCCCCCAUCUCGCCAAACUUCGCAAACGUGGCUGCCCGAAACACCUACACCUCCGCCGUGGCGGACAUCUCUCCCCCGAGCUCCCCCGACAUGGAAGCUCACAGAGAUGGAACCCCCACGCAGGGCCGCGGCAAUGUCUCGCCCAUGGACGAGAGCCCGGACAUGUCGCAGCUCGAUAUCAACGGCGCUCAUGGCCAAAACGACCAGCAUCACCAAGCUCAGCAAAAGACAAACAUCCCCAUGAUGCGCCGAGAACGUCGCAAGAACCAAGAAGCUGCGGCUCACACGCUCCGAGAGACCAAAUCCCAGCAACGCUUGCGGAUCCAGCGCGAGACCAAGUGGGAUGACAUGACGGGCGAACCCACGUCCCAGACCACGGGCCGUGCGGGUCAAGUCAGGCCACAGGAGUACGCCCAAGAGUUUGGUUCAAAUUCGCAGUUCGGCAAGUCCCCGGCCGCCAUGAGAGCCAUGCAGAACGCACCACAGGCGCAGCAAACCUUUGGUGAUCGUCUGCGAAGGUUGAGGCCCGUUGGCGGAAGCCCAAAGCAACAGCAACCCCAGCAGCCGCAGUCGCCGCCUCAGUCAUCAACGACACCCGAUGUCAUUGAUGAGCGCCCACCAUGGCGAGGUGCAAGCGGACGAGCACCCAUCGUAAGCCCAGUCCGUGACACGAAGCCUGCAGCACCUCUCAAUAUCCCGCCCAAGAGCACCAGACGCGCCGCCGUUGGGCCUCGGCUGCCCAUCGCAGGUGUCAAUUCACCACUGUCCCCUGUCAGCCCCUCUGGAUCUGAAACGUCACCACGGUCGAGGACGCCCACCAUCAGAACUGUCUUCAACGCUCCCCGCCAGCUGACUACUGCCUCUACCGCCUCAUCUCCCUCCGCCGCUCGCACCCCUCCACCCGCACAGUCGGCAUAUCCCAGUCCUCCCAACUCGGGCGCUGGAGUCCAAUCGCCCGUACAUGCGACGCCCGAAGCCACUAAUGACGCCAAUGUCACGAAGAGACAACCCCCAUCCCUGAUGGGUCUGCCUUCUGCCCCUAAUGCACAUCUCGGCCUCGACAAGGCUAUACGAAGAAAGCCUCCUCCUGCCAACUCGCAUGCGCUUCACGCUCCGCAGCCCUCCUAUUCUUCAAGUGUCUACUCUGAGCAGACUGUUCACGCACCCGCCAGCACUCACGAAAAGUCGCCGCCUCGCGCUCCUGCAGCAGCACAACGCGAAGCUGCCGCUGCCGCUGCCGCUGCAGCCAAGCCGACUGACCCCUGGGCUCAGCCUCCCUCGAGAUUCAGCGUCACUACCUACGCGACUUCCGCUGAUCCCGAUACCCCUCGCGAAUCCGCAGAGUCGGAUCGGCCUCCGGUGCCUUCACUCCCGACGCCGCCGCAACAGCAAAAGGACGGUGUAAUGAACCGCAAAAGACCACCUGUACUCAAGUCAACCAGCCCUUCCAUCAACCCAGACCAGCCUAUUGUCAUCUCCAUGUCGUCCCCCUACAUGUCGAGCGCCUUCACUGAGGACACUUCGCCGCCGCCUGCCCGAACCCAGCUGCCCAGUCAAAAGCAGCCGCUGCCUAGAACGAGCUCUGCCAGCCUGUACAGCAACUCGAGCCGCCCGGAGUCGGUCUGGUCUACUAGCAAAGCCUUGCCUCCGCCGCCGACCGAGCUCUCUAUGGUCAACGAUCGCGUGGGCUACCUCAACGCUCGGUUGGAGUCGUUGGGCAAUCGCCGCAUCAACAUCAACCAGGCCAUUAAGCAAAUGACAGAGCUCAUGCCGACCGACAGUAUCCUGGCCAGCGAGGCUGUCCUUAGAAAACGCGAAGCCGAGAAGCGCAAGGUGGAGGCUCUCAAGGUUGAGCUCGCUGAGGUUCAACGUGAAGAGUACGAGAUAGGCCUCAAGUUGCACAGGGCCUACAAGAGAAUGGAUCGCAAUGCAGAGUACGAGCCGACGACGCUCUGGGUGCGGAGAGUUACUGGCUAGCCAAUCCUAGCCCGUCACGGUGAGAGGGAGAGUGAGAGAGAGAGAGAGAGAGAGAGAGCUUGUAUGAUAUUUCCGGGCCCUGUUCAUACCGGUAGUUCGGACGGCUGCUUAUUUUUGGUGCAGCUUGGGUCGCGGACACUGGCGGAAGCGUUUCAGAGGAGUUUACACUGUUGAAAAAAAAAGCUGGACAGCACAGUUUAUUGCGAGCACGGAGUUUUAUAGCCCUGACUUGCGCUUUUUCCUUUGCGUUACCCUCUUUUGGGAAUCAGGUUGCGAACAGGGCAUGGUUAAUGGAAUGGAUUGGGCGUCUCCUGGCAGAUGAAGUUUUGUUUCUAUUCUCUUGUUUUUGAUACCUAUUUUUCUCUGAGAACUGUAGAACAGAAUUCUAGAACCCUUUUUUUCUUCUCCAAAAUAUUUCAACUCAAGUUUGAUCCCGACCAGAGUUUGUCUCUCCCGCAACUCACUGUGAAGCCGUUUGCUCGGUGACCCAUUGUUUUGAAACAGUGAGGUAUUGGGAUGGAGAGUGGCGGC